AUGCAAUUUUGCAUCCUUCCACCAAAUUUUUUUGCUGCGGCGCAGAGUUUUUCAAAUGUUCAAUGGCUGUCGAACAUCGGUGCAUUGGUUUGCAUUGCAUGCAGCGGUGUCCAUCGUGAACUGGGUGUCCAUGUGAGCAGGAUCCAGUCGUUGAAUUUGGAUGUGAUAUCGCCUGUCGAAUUUCUUAUUCCACUUUCAUCGGGGAACGCCAUGAUCAAUCGCCUGUUUGAAUAUGAUGCAGCAAAAUGCGCCACAUGGAAGCCGGUCCCCGGGUGCACAAGGUUUGAUCGUCAGCGUUUCAUCCAGAUGAAAUAUCGAGAUCGGGCAUUCAUACAGAAAUUUGCGGAACCUGAUCUCCUCCUUACAGAGGCUUUCAGGGAACGUGAUUUUGAAACUGCUUACAGGGCGUUGUUAAGUCCAAAUCUCACGAGGAAGCCUUUUAUGCGAAAUGGACCGUUCCAUCAGAUGGUACUGCUUGGCACUUCGUUAUCGCUAGCCCUGGCUGAUUUGGUUAUGCAGUUGAGGAUUGAAAUUCCGGAUAUGGAAGUGAUGAUCAAUGACUGUAUACGAUCUGGCAAUGCAGAUAUGGUCGCCAUCCUACUCCGUUAUCGCCCACUGAGUUCAACCGGUCGUAGCGUGCAACUGCAUCCGCUAAUUGCUUGUGCUGAUAAAACUGACCAGAAGAAAAUCGCUCAUAUGGUUGGCUCAUUAAUUGUUUUAAUUAUCAAUAAUUGGCCAACGCACAGGCUGCCCGUGCGAAGAUGCAUUUUUUGCACAGCUCCCCGCAGAUUAUUGUCGUUAACGCCACUAGUUUUUCUGGCAGAUGCUUCUAGCUAA
Messenger RNA from Gongylonema pulchrum, 837 nucleotides. The record is from the annotation of a GenBank genome assembly. Lineage: Eukaryota; Metazoa; Nematoda; Chromadorea; Rhabditida; Gongylonematidae.